Messenger RNA from Capsella rubella, 2380 nucleotides. RefSeq names its product conserved oligomeric Golgi complex subunit 4. The transcript is spliced from 3 exons. The record is from RefSeq and is a predicted model, not a curated record. NCBI's taxonomy places the organism in Eukaryota, Viridiplantae, Streptophyta, Magnoliopsida, Brassicales, Brassicaceae. Bases 87 to 2216 code for a protein of 709 amino acids.
UCGUGAAGUGCAUCGAGAAGGAGCUCUUUGGAAAUUUUUCUCUGGUGAGGAUCAAAUCAUACGAAGUUGGCAAGAGUAUAGGGAGAAUGGCUGAGCUCGAACAAGACCAGGCGGCCGAGGAAUCAUUAGCGCGGGAGUAUGUGUGCUCGCUCACGGACGCUGGUAUGAAUAUCGUGGCUUACAUUAGCAGCCAUAAAGCAGGUCAAGACACGCUUCAACAGGAGGAGACGACGACGAGGGAGACGUAUGAGAAUCUCACUCAGCUUCAGAGAUCCGCAAUGGUUGUUGAUAUUAUGAAGGCGGAUGCAGAGCAAAGGAUGCAAGUGAUUUGUUUCGAACGGGUAAAGACAGCUUUGGUAUCAGAGGAUUACGAAUCCGCGGCCAAAUUCCUACUGAAAUUCCUACAGAUUGAUUCGAAGGAUUCCGACCCCGAGCUGAGAGAGGAGCUUCUCGCGUUGAAAAAGCAGCUUGAAGAUAUUAUCAAAGAUAAGCUCUUGGCGGCCAUAAACGAAAAGGACUACGAUACAAUUAUGAGGUUUGUGCGACUAUUUACUCCACUGGGAAUGGAGGAAGAAGGAUUAAAGCUUUAUGUUGGUUACCUGAAAAACAUCAUUGCAAUGAGAGGGUUAACGAAUUACCAACAAGUUGUUAUGAGCGUGGAGCAAGGUUUUGAACAAGUAGAUUUCGUUGAGUGCUUUACCAAAUUGUUUGAUGACAUUCUCACGACUAUUCAAUACAACGACGCGAUCUUGAGGGCUCUUGGUGGAGAAGACGGUAUUGUGUAUGCCAUAUGUGAGCUGCAACAGGAAUGUGACUUCAGAGGUUCGUUAAUCUGGCAGACGUACAAGGAUUAUCGAAUGUUAGCUAGAUUUACCAAUCAGAAUCUUCCUGAAAGACCUGACCCGAAAGUUGCUGAGCUGUGUGUUAAAGAGAUAUUACUCCUGAUGCGGUUGAGUAAGGAUUAUACAGAGUUAAUGGUCUCAAAACUCAGGUCUAUAGACCCUGAGUUGUUGCCGAGGAAGACAAAGGCAUUUCGAAAAGGAACUUUUAGCAAAGAGAUACAAGAUGUCACAGGGUUAUAUGUUAUACUAGAAGAAUAUUACUGUAUUGUAGAAAGAUUCUUUAUGGUUGAGAGUGUGAGGCUUGCCAUAAGGAUCGACAUGAAGAUACCAGACAGCCUUAUCACUUCCAUGGUUGGUGAUGUGUUCUAUCUGUUGAAAACUUCUCUGCUGAGGGCGAUUUCAACUUCAAAUAUAAGAUGUGUUCUUUCUAUAUUGAGCUAUGCUGCUAGCUUGUUGGGCAAUGAUUACCAUGACGCCUUGCAGCAGAAGUUAGGAGAGCCACACGUUGAUGCUAGGUUGUUCGUGGAUGAGAUGGUCGCCAACAACAACGGAACUGAGAAUGCAUCUACUUUGAACGAUAUAGAUGUGAGCUGCGAGUACAUACUCAAACUCAAUUGUGAAAUCGAGGAGCAAUGUUCUAAGGUGUUUACUCCAGCGUCAGCAGAUCAUGAAAGGGUAAAAUCAUGUCUUUCCAAGUUAGACGCAUUAGCCAAUACAUUCAAGCAGUCAGGCUUGAAACAGCUUGUAGCAGAUCGAGAGAGGAUACAGUCAUGCCUAUCUGAGUUAGGCAACUUAAGGAACCCAUUAAGCCAAGCAUGCAUUGAACAGCUAGUGGCAAUCGUAACACAAAGAAUCCGCCCUGUUCUGGAAACCGUAGCUACCGUGAGCUACGAGUUAAUAGAAACCGAACAUGCACAGAACAGUACUGAGUGCAGCCCGUGGGUCAAACUUCUUCUCAACUCAGUUGAAAGAAACGUAGCGUCACUCAAAUCACAAACAAUAUCCGAAAACUACGAAUCGUUUCUUGAUCGCGUACUCGAGUUCAUAGCUAAUAGACUCGAAGUCUUAAUGAUGCAGAAAUGUUUUAGCCAGCUUGGUGGACUUCAGCUUGACCAAGACACAACGGCCUUGACUAGUCACUUGUUAGAUAUGUCUGAAAGGGAUGUGACUCAUGUGAGACACAAGUUUGCUCGGUUAAAACAAAUGGGGGACUUACUGAAGAGUAACAAGUAUCUAUUUGUCAAAGAAAUUAUGGAGUAUUGCUCUUGGAACUACGGAAGAGUCAUGACACUCACGCCAGGGGAGAUUCUAUUUGUGUUAAGUCUGCGAGUCGAGUUUAAACCGGAACCCACUACUGCUCAUUUGGUUAUGUGAUGUAGCGAUUCCUCUUGUCAUCUUCUAUCCUUACUUUAUUAUUGGCUUUGUGUUUUUCUUUUACUUGAUUGGGUUUUUUUAAUUUGUUUGAAUUUGUUGUUUGUUGUCUCUUGCUUCUUCUUUUUUUGGGCAAAUUGUUUGUUGUUUCUUGUUAAGUUUUUCCA